Octodon degus (degu) is the source of this 2502-nucleotide messenger RNA. RefSeq names its product forkhead box L2 (gene Foxl2). Gene Ontology annotation, molecular function: RNA polymerase II cis-regulatory region sequence-specific DNA binding; DNA-binding transcription factor activity, RNA polymerase II-specific. Lineage: Eukaryota; Metazoa; Chordata; Mammalia; Rodentia; Octodontidae. Gene Ontology annotation, biological process: anatomical structure morphogenesis; cell differentiation; regulation of transcription by RNA polymerase II. The coding region runs from base 283 to 1137 and encodes 284 amino acids. The record is from RefSeq and is a predicted model, not a curated record. The transcript has 2 exons.
CCCACCGAGGCGGGGACUGGCCUAGCGGGGAGGGGCGGCGGGGCCGGAGCCCCUCUCCGUUGGGCAGACGCCCCAUGGCCAGAGGCUGAGUUCCACUCCCGCCAGCCGCUCCCUAGGGGAAGAGAAAGAAGAGCGUGAGCAGACCAGGCCUUCGGCAGGCAGCAUCCGCAGUCUCCAGAAGUUUGGGACUCGGCCGCGGGAGGACUUGUGCACCCCGACUUCGCGAAGCCGGCACCCGGAGAGGGAAGCGGGGUGGCCCGGCCGCGGCGCGGCGCCUUUGUCAUGAUGGCCAGCUACCCCGAGCCCGAGGACGCCGCAGGGGCCCUGCUGGCCCCGGACACUGGCCGCGCAGUCAAGGAGCCCGAGGCGCCGCCGCCAAGUCCGGGCAAGGGCGGCGGAGGGACGGCCUCGGAGAAGCCGGACCCAGCGCAGAAGCCCCCGUACUCCUACGUGGCGCUCAUCGCCAUGGCGAUCCGCGAGAGCGCGGAGAAGAGGCUCACGCUCUCCGGCAUCUACCAGUACAUCAUCGCCAAGUUCCCGUUCUACGAGAAGAACAAGAAGGGCUGGCAGAAUAGCAUCCGACACAACCUCAGCCUCAACGAGUGUUUCAUCAAGGUGCCGCGCGAGGGCGGCGGCGAGCGCAAGGGCAACUACUGGACGCUGGACCCGGCCUGCGAGGACAUGUUCGAGAAGGGCAACUACCGGCGCCGCCGCCGCAUGAAGCGGCCCUUCCGCCCGCCGCCCGCGCACUUCCAGCCGGGUAAAGGGCUCUUCGGGGCCGGGGGCGCGGCGGGCGGCUGCGGCGUGGCGGGUGCAGGGGCCGACGGCUACGGCUACCUGGCGCCCCCCAAGUACCUGCAGUCGGGUUUCCUCAAUAACUCGUGGCCGCUGCCGCAGCCGCCCUCGCCCAUGCCCUACGCCUCCUGCCAGAUGGCGGCGGCCGCAGCGGCUGCAGCGGCGGCGGCGGCGCUCAGCCCCGCUAGCCCGGCCACCGCCGCACCCCCAGCGCCCGCACCCACCAGCGCGCCGGGCCUGCAGUUCGCCUGCGCCCGGCAGCCCGAGCUCGCCAUGAUGCAUUGCUCUUACUGGGACCACGACAGCAAGACCGGCGCGCUGCACUCGCGCCUCGACAUCUGAGAGCCACCGUCUGCCUACGCGGACCGAUGCGAGGGGGCCGGGACUCACGUCGCCCGCCCCGGACGGCCGCAGCCGCAACCACCAGUGGGACGGCGCACCCUCGAGGAUGCCUCUGGAGCCAGCGCCCACGACCCUUUCUGCCUCCUCGCUUCCCUCACUCCAUCCGCUGCUCUUUGUCCCCUCUGCUCUUCCCGUGCUCGCCUUUCUGCCCUCUGUGCCCUCACGUUCCUCUGGCCUGAGGCCGCCCCUCCGUGCGCUAUGCAGGCCUCGCCUCCUCCCGCAGACCCAGCGCCCGGACGCCUCGAGCCAAAAUUCACCUCGGAGACACAGCGCCCAAGGCCGAGAGGCAGCUGCGUCUCCGUCUCGGCGGCGCGGACCUCCUGGCCUUCUCUUGCAGGUUGGUGGGCUCACGCCCGGCUUUCCCCGCCUGCCGGGGCUGCACCGCCGGAAAAAAGGACAAACUUGUCAGAUCGCUCCGCGAGCCCGCGUGGAGCUGCCCAGAAGAGGCUCGCCGUGGGGCCCACUGGGCGGGGCAGGGGUUGGGCCCAAGCGGGGAGCCAGGGCGGCCGCGCUCCGGCCUGAGUAGGAGUCACACCACAGCCCCGCUCCGAAGGAGUCUGCGUUUCUUCUGCUCUCCGCCCUGCGUGCGCUUCGGGUACCUCCAGACUCAAGCGACUGGCUAAUUAAUACCUUGCUAGAAAGAUCGGUGGGGCUUUUUUAGAUGACAGUAAAAACUAUUUUUUUAAGGAAAAAACAUUCACCGGGAAAACUGGCGAAGUAUUAUGGCCUGGGAUUUUGCUAAAACCAAACAUCAAAAUUAAAUACUUGCUCAUCUUUUCUUCGGGGAGAUUUGAAGUAGAAUUCCCGUCGGGCCUGCAAAAAGCUGCGUUCAUAGAGGUAGGAGAAAAUAACCAGUAAAAGAUGAUUUUGUCUAUGAAUCUAGGGAAUUUUCCUCUCUUUCUAUCUGAAAAUAAAAAUAAAAACAAAUUUCCCCGGAUCUUCGGGUACAAGCCCGUAUGCCAGAGAUCGCUGCCUGCCUGUCCCUGGCACAUGCUGCAGAGACAGCUCUCCCCUCUAUAUUUUUUUGUUUUUCAAACGCCUGCCUUCUCCUACCGUGGGAAGGAAAAAUGUGAAACUUGGCGGGGCAGCGGACGGACGGCCCAGGCGGGCUUGUGGCCCCGGAGCUGUCUGGCCGGAAAACCUAGACCUGGUUCUGUAGUGUGUCGUUUGGGGGACCAAAUCUUUUAGUGAGAACUAGAGCACUUUUGUUACAUUUGUGUGUGUGUAUGUGUGUCUGCGUGUGUGUGCACACGCACGCGUGCGCCUUGUCGAUUCCCCAAUAAAUUUUUUGAUUUUUUCUUUUAA